AUGUAUCAUACGGCCAAAUAUUGGCCACUUUCGGACAUUUAUAUGGACCGAAACAGUACCAGCUUGGUUCAAAGCUGUAAACCGUUGUAUCGUCUUGCAGUGGAAGCUGUCACAAGCAGCUUCGCCAAUAACCCACGAUGUCCGAAUCGCAGAGCUGCAAUCGAGGAAUUGCCACUGGGUACACGGUUGGACUUGUUAGCUGAAAUGUGUGACUAUCCUAGUUUGGUGGAGGUUCAGCUAGAGAUUGUUUCCGAUCCGCUACUAGUCAGUGACUUUAUCAGACACCUGUCUGGUGAUCUAACUCCGCUGGUGCAAUGCUUUCAAUGGCUUCAAAGUGUAAAAAAAUCCGUUCCGAUCCAGCUGUUUCGUCAGUACAAGAAACUAGACGAGGAGAAGUUCCGUAAGGGGAGCUUUUCCCGUCUAGAUUACAAAUGUGGCCUACGAAUAGGAACUUUCCUCAUCGAGACUGGAUGGACCGUAGAAGCAAUCGGAAUACUCCGACUUGCCCGGCAACAUACUCGCUUUGGUACGGAGGAGGAACUUACUGUGUUGCGGCAGCUGAUGCGAGCUCAAACACUUUCCGGGAAGCUGAUCAACGCCAGCAAAACGUACGGAUGUAUGCAAAUGAUACUGAACAAUGUGAUAUGGGCUUCCAAAUUUACCCCAGAAAUUCCCGACGAAGCAAGCAAGCUGCAGAGUUUGCAUGAUCUGCAGGUCGCUGUUUUCCAUUCAUUCGCGCUGUACCAUUUUGAGGAUCUAAACUUCAAUUUCAGCUACGAGUAUGGUAUGCAGUCGUUAAACCGAAUCAAUAAACGAUCUCCCUGUCGGCUAGUUAUUGAUGUUCUUCGGCAGCUUGUUCGCGCUUGUCUAGGACGCCGAAUGUACUCGAAAGCCACAUUCGUACUCGAACUAGCAAUCGGCUUAGUUGUGCAAGAAUACGGAAGAAAAAGUGCACUGUACGCGGAAACAUUGGAAGAUCUGGCCAUUCUGAUGCUGGCCUGCAAUAAGGUCAGUGAAAGUGUGGAAGUGUACUCGGAAGCUCAGCACAUCUAUUUACAGUUGUACGGUUCACGGAAUUUGUCGAUCUCGCAUGCACAGGGUAAUUUAGCGUACGGGUUAUGUCUGCAGGCGUACGUUACUGGGCGUCGCGAUGCCGCAAUGCUUCAUGUUGCGAAAUCUGUCGGAAACUAUAAGCGCAUCUUGGCGCCGGAUCAUCGUAUGCUGAUACAAGUCAAUCGGUUACAUGCUACAAUAGAUUUGUUUACGUUCCCUAAUAGUGUUAAUACACGAAUUGAGGUGACACUGUUUAACCAUAAGGAUAUUGAGCCAUUUUCGGUUAGGGAUGUCUGUACUAAGUUACAAUUAAUUCAAAACAAAUAA
This is a messenger RNA of Anopheles moucheti, 1380 nucleotides long. RefSeq lists its product as uncharacterized. Bases 1 to 1380 code for a protein of 459 amino acids. Lineage: Eukaryota; Metazoa; Arthropoda; Insecta; Diptera; Culicidae. The record is from RefSeq and is a predicted model, not a curated record. Gene Ontology annotation, biological process: intracellular protein transport. Gene Ontology annotation, molecular function: protein binding. The transcript has a single exon.